UCUCCGUGGAAGGUAAUAAAAACCGAUAACCUACCAGUGCUCAAACCGUUUGGAAUCAGAGGUGCAGCUUUCCUGGAAAAGCAAAUGGCUGGAGUCUUAAGGGCACCCAGACUGCUGUGAGUUUCAGAGAUUGGCCAUGGGCAUUAAAGGUUUGCAGGGAUUUGUGGCAAGAGUUUGCCCUGAUGCAUGCAAAACGGUAGAUCUCAGAGAAGUGGCAGAAAAACAUCGCGUCGAUCAUCCUGAUUUCCCACCUGUUAUCGUAGUAGAUGCCAUGAGUUGUGUUAGAUACUGGUACACACCAGAAUCCUGGGUGUGCGGUGGGCAGUGGCAGGAGUACCUUGCCAUUUUAGAGGAUUUUAUUAAAGCUUUUAUGGCAGCUGGUAUCAAGUUGGUGUUUUACUUUGACGGAGUGGUAGAAGAGAAAAAGAGAGAUGAGUGGAUCAAACGGAGGUUGCAGAAUAACAAGGAAAUCGCCAGAAUAUUUCGGUUUAUCAAGACUCACAGGAAACAACCAGGGAGAGAAAUGUUCAUUGUUCCUUCAGCUUUGCCUACUUUUACACGUUUUGCCCUGAAGUCGCUUGGUCAAAAAACAGUAUGCACAUUGCAAGAGGCAGACUUUGAGGUGGCUGCAUAUGGUUUGCAACAUAACUGCAUAGGAAUUCUCGGGCAAGAUAGUGACUAUCUCAUCUAUAGUACGUGCCCCUACUUUUCCAUUGAGAAGCUCAGUUUGGACAGACUGGUCACUGUUAUGUACUCUCGAGAAGAUCUUUGCCGUGCAUUGGGUCUUAGUUUGACACACCUCCCUCUCUUUGCUUGCUUGCUUGGCAAUGAUGUUGUUCCAGAAAGCUUGUUGGAAGGCUUUUGGCGUAAAUGUUUAGUCACCAGUCCCCACAAGAAUAACAGCUACAACAGAAGAACAAACAUACUUCUAGCUGUAGCAAAUUACAUCUCAAAAGUUCCAUGCUCGUACAGCAGCCUGAAACACUUGGAAGAGAUGCUACCUUUGGGAUCAGACAAGACAUUACUUUACAGAGGAGUGGAGUCCUAUCUUUUGCCUGGGCAGCAGUCUCCAUGGAUUCCUCCCAACCUAACAAGUUGCCAAACGUUCUCCCUUCAACAACAAACGGCCGUGUGUCAAGAUAAGGAAAUCUUUCAGUUAGCUAAAGAACAGCAUAUCCAAUCUGAAAAUUAUACGAUCUUCAAUAUCCUGAGUAAGGGAGAGAUUGAGUGCAGCAACUCUUUGGAAGAUGAAUGUGAUACAGAGAUUCCUGGACAGGCACUUAUCUACCGCCCUGCUCGUCAGCAUAUUUAUUCUGUCUUGUUGGAAUCUGGAAAAGGUGGAGCCUAUCCUUUGGUAAAAGAGUGGUUUGUCUAUUUUGGAAAUCCCCUCCAGCAGCCAGAGCUGAUACAACCUGUACAACCUUCUAUGCCAGGUGGAACACCUAAUUUGAAAACACUGUGGUUUGCCAAAGGACCUGAUGUGGAAAAGCAACGGUAUAGUACAUUUCUGGCAUGCUUUCACCUCCAGGACAGGAUGGAAGAGCUCCAAGCUCUAGAAGCACCUGUUGCAGCAUUCUGCUGCUUGCUGGCCUAUCUUAUGAUGCAGGUCAGUAGCCUCUCUCUGGAGGACUUAAAUGCAUUUGUGGCAGUCAUUCUCUGCCUCAAAGGGAAGUCAGCUGCUCGACUGGCAGGUUUGCAGCUUGCGCAAGUGGACUCCAGAGCCGUACAUCUUGGCGCUGUCUUUGUUCGUGGCAUUACAACUUUGCUCAUGGCCAAUAGUGCCUGUGGCUUUCCAUUCAGAAUGGAUGAUUUGAUGCCUUGGGAAGUGUUUGAUGGGAAACUUUUUCAAGAAAAAUACCAGCAGUCGCACCAAGGUUGCUCUUUGGAAGAGCUUUUAGAAGGCAAUGAGUCUUUGUAUACACCCUUCCAGAAUCUGAAGUCUUUCAUUUGCAAGGCUUGCACAGCAAAGAAGAGAACAAUACAGAGCAGACCAAGAGGGAAUGGAUUUAUCACAGGAACACAACAAAGAGAAUUUAAUCCCAGGUUCCAACAAACACACAGAAGUUCUUUUGUUCCUCCAUAUCAUAACCAGAUGAGGGGGUUCCUAUGGAGAAAUCCUCAACCACAAGGUAGAGCAUAUGGAUUGGGCCAUCCAGACCGGAGGAGAAGAUUCCACCUUCCUCCUCGGUAAAGAAUACAUGUGUACAGAUCACCCAGGUGACCCUACUCAUUGCUGGAAGUGGAUGAAAAUGGAUAAGAGAACAAGAUACGUUUUUAUGAAAUGCUGUAUGCUGAAGAUCAUAAAAACUUCAUCAAUAUUUCAAAAAUGGUGGUGGGAAGGCUCUAAUCAGAAAUUUAUCAUGCCUCAUUUUCAGUUCCAUUUUAUUUUGUAUACUUUUUUUUCUAGCCUAUAGCUUAGACAAACAAAUUAUGGAAUGUUGUGAAACAAUUAUAUAAUUUAGGUUCCAGAUAGUAUUGUUCGGAGCACUUUACAAAACCCUUGUUGACACAAUUAUGAAAAAUGAUCAUUAAAAAAUUAUGUCUAAAAAGUAGAGGCCAGUCCUAGGUGUUGAAGGCAGCUGCAAAAAUUUAAUUAAUUCAUCUGGUUCUGUUGUGAAAACUAUUAUGUCUGUUCUGUUAAACCUUUAUGCUCUAUGAGGCUGAAAGUGCCCAGUCUCGGACAAAAAAGGGUACUUCUAAAGUGUUUACAAUCAUAUCACGGUUAAAAAAUGUUACUUUUCUGUCAUGUGGCUUACUUUCAUAGUUCCUCAGUCUCAGAGAAUAAGAAAAGGGUAGCUAAAACAUUCCAGAAAGUUAUAAAAUUAGUUUCUAUGUACAAAACUGCUACAGCUUUAAUGUCCUAUUAUUUGGGGGCCUUUCAGAGCUGAGUCAAAUGCAUAGUCCCCUUCUGGAAUACCUAGAAUUCUUCUCCAUAUGUAGUGAAUCAUUUAUGACACAUUUAAAGUUUAUGCCAGACCUUACAUCUGUCUUUAGCCUGAAGUGAAGGUGUCGGUGUGAGCCUCUGGCCAGUAUAAUUUUGAAGGAAAUCCUAAAUCAAGGGGAAACUAACAGACAUUUUGAUUGCAUUCUUUUUUUUUUUUUUCUAAAUGGCAGUUGUUUGAAGCACACAGGGUAAAAUUUUUUCCCUGUUGACAUCAUUGGUGCAUCUUUUGCAGAUAUUAGUGGCACUGUGAUUUCACUCCAUACUGAUAAGGUAGUCUCAAGAGACCUAAGUAAAUGGACAGAGUACAGGUAGGGUAAUCGGGUAUCUCCUGUGUUAAUUUUCACUGGUCUAUUAUUCAUCACACGGACUUUAUUACUACUUUGGAGAUAUGUGUAUUUUUAGAAUAAUGCAUAAGUACACUUGAAAUUAGAUGUCUUUAGAAGUGUUUAGCAUGAGGAAAAAGCAUUAUUUUUAUAUUCCAAAGAGAAAAUUUAGCUCUAAUUUUGAAAUCUAUUUUCAGAAGUACUAUAGCUAUUGUACAACUUGCACUUAUCUUUGUGGUACAAUGGUUACCGAUUCAAACUCUGUUGGUUUUAGUCCAUUAUUGUUCAGUUAAUAUUGUUUCUUAGACCUUGUGCAGGUAACUCUUUUGAGUCGACUGCCAGUGGAACUUAGUUCCUAUUUAGUAUACAUUAUGUCAAAGUGAAUAGUAUUGUCAGACAUACAUAACUCAAUCCUUUAAUUUCCUCGCAUGUAUUUUUCUGUUUGUAACCCAAUAAAUAUAUUCUUUCACACUCUGCCUAUAGCAACAGUCCAGCUAAACAAAUAAAUUGGCAGCAAUACAGGAUUUCUAGUUCUAUUAAAAGUU
Molecule: messenger RNA, 3812 nt
Organism: Pygoscelis adeliae (Adelie penguin)
Lineage: Eukaryota; Metazoa; Chordata; Aves; Sphenisciformes; Spheniscidae
Gene: FAM120B
Product: family with sequence similarity 120B
Exons: 11
Coding region: 137-2191 (684 amino acids)
Cellular component (GO): nucleus
Source: RefSeq, a predicted model, not a curated record